Arvicanthis niloticus (Nile rat) is the source of this 540-nucleotide messenger RNA. RefSeq lists its product as uncharacterized. The record is from RefSeq and is a predicted model, not a curated record. Lineage: Eukaryota; Metazoa; Chordata; Mammalia; Rodentia; Muridae.
AUGGCUGCCUCUAGGAUUCUUCUGGUUCUUCUCCCUGUAGCCCUGCUGGCCCUGACCUCAGCUCAAACGGCCGAUGAAGAUGAUGAAAGUUCUCUUCAAAAGCAAGAAGUCCUUGAAGCUGAAGACGACAACAGGCACCAUGAUGGUCUACAUGCAGCGCUAGAUAAAAUAAAGAACAAUCUUCAAGAUGAACAAAAUCAUCAUGGUAAGGCGGCCAUCAGGUCCAAGAGAGGGAAGAAUGGCCAAGGUCGUAAUCAAAGCUCUGGUGAUGACAUCGUGGGAGGCCAGGAUCGUCAGAGUGGAAACCAAUCAGGAGGAGGUGACAAAGGAGGCAGUGGUCGCCAAAAAGGCCAGAAAGGAAAAGGUGACCAGAAAGGCCAGAAAAACAAAGGAGGCCAGAAAAACAAAGGAGGCCAGAAAGAAAAAGGUGGCCAGAAAAUGAAGCGUGGAAAAGGUGGCCAGAGAAGCCAGCAGGGUCAGUACAACAGCAGUCUCAAUGACCAAAGAAAACGAGAAGCAGCUAAAGAUGGGCUCCAAUGA